Messenger RNA from Biomphalaria glabrata, 7025 nucleotides. RefSeq names its product homeobox protein DLX-6-like. Lineage: Eukaryota; Metazoa; Mollusca; Gastropoda; Planorbidae. The transcript has 4 exons. Gene Ontology annotation, molecular function: DNA-binding transcription factor activity, RNA polymerase II-specific; RNA polymerase II cis-regulatory region sequence-specific DNA binding. The coding region runs from base 1363 to 2334 and encodes 323 amino acids. Gene Ontology annotation, biological process: regulation of transcription by RNA polymerase II. The record is from RefSeq and is a predicted model, not a curated record.
AAAGGACAAGGCCUGCCAAUAGCCUUUCCCGCAAAGUUUUUUUUCCCUCUCUCUCUCUACUCUCUGGCUGGAGGACAAACUUGGGCAGAAGAAACAGCCUCUCUCGUUCUAGAAGACAGACAUUACAGGCAAAUUAGCAGUAAUGACUAGUGGUGUACAAGAGCGACUCCCAGUUUGACAGUACGUAUCUAUUCCGUUCUUCGUGGCGCUUCAUCGCCACGGCUUCUAACCAGAGAAGAAAACAAGACGCCAAAAUUUUACUUGGCCGUGAUUACUGCGUUUAAUAGGCGAUCAUAACUGUCGCAUGGGACAGGUCAGCCAGGCCCUGUCGUAGAGGGUGCGUGUGUAUGUCUGGGACUCCCAGACUUGAUUGCUCAAAUCAUCAUCAUUACGCCAUUUAUGUUUGCCGGAAUAGCUGGGAUCAUCUUCGCACUUGUCAAAACCUGGAAUUUCGGAUUAUCGAGAUACAGAUUAAUCACUUCAAUGCGGAUUAACUUGGCCCGGACAAUUAACUCAUAAAAACAACUACAGGAUUUUUGACGUCUCAAAUAAAAACAAAACAAAAACAAAUCGCAUGUGUUAAACAGCUACAAAAUCGUUGGUGUUAAGUCAGCAACAAAAUCGCUGUUAAGUCGACUACUAAUGUGAUAGCUAAUUAGAUCGAAGUACUUUCGGAUAUUUCCAUUUGUUAUUCGGCGACUUCGGUUCAAAGUUUCAGUGAUUGAUUAUAAGUGAUAACUUCUUCAUUUCAUUGUAGCUAACUAUAAGUGUGUGUUAAUUUUUUGUUUCUUUUAUAAAGCUUCUAACGAAUUUUAAUAGUAAGUAUUAUUUUAAAUUAAAAUACUUAAAAAUAAUAAAUUAAAACCCAGUGAAUAUGACGUCAAAGUCCGUGUUUCAGAACUUGAAAAGAUAAAUUUAAUAUAAUGUCAGCGAAUAGAUAUUUAAGCAAAUUAAAUUAUGCACAUUUUUCUGUUUAUUAUGGCCAAUGUUUAUAUAAUAUCCGAGCCUCAACGUACACAUGUAUGUGACCUUUAGGAGACUUUUUCUUACAGCCGGAUUUUGUGCACAUUCUUCUCUCAUGACCAAAUGUUUUCCGAAAGAUUUCAACAUGUUUAGCUGGAAAGCUCGGGUUUGAUUCUCUACGGAUAGCGCUCGCCAGGACAAAUUGUGUGACCAUCCCAGUUCUUCGGUAUCUUUUUUUCACCUAUUUAGUGUUUCAAGGCCUUGUUUAGAGGUCUUGAAAAUUAUACGGCCGUCAAGCUGCAGGAAAAAAUUGAGGAUCAGAAAUACCUGGUGGACCCGCCGUUCGUCUCGUGCGGGAACUCUUACUUCCAUUCCGGUUACAGGCCGCCACUUGCCACCAUGUUGAACAUGACGUCAGGGAUGGACAGUCUGGACCAGGACAUGAUGAAACAGCAGUCCGCCUUCAUGGAGCUUCAGCAGCAGUCUGGGGGCAUCGGACACGGCAUGGGCCACCAUCCCGCCUACCAGAUACGGUCUCAGUACCCCGGCGGGCACCCCCAGCACCCACAGGCCCAUGAGUCCGUCUUUUCCGGCCCACAGCACGGCCGCGGGCUGGGCUACCCUUUUGGUAUGAACGGAAUGUCAGGGUCGUACAAUAGCCCGCCCACACAUCCGUUCUCAGUCAGCCCGUACCAGACACCGUCACCCCCACGAGAUGAUAAAGGUCAGGUGGAAGAACAGCUCAGGAUCAACGGCAAAGGAAAAAAGAUGCGCAAACCCAGAACGAUCUACUCCAGUCUGCAGUUGCAACAGCUGAACAGGAGGUUUCAGAGAACUCAAUACCUCGCUUUACCGGAGAGAGCGGAGCUCGCCGCGUCCUUAGGACUUACUCAGACACAGGUCAAGAUCUGGUUCCAGAACAGGCGCUCUAAGUACAAGAAGAUAAUGAAACAAGGCGGAACUCCCCAGUCUCAACCGUGCUCACAACCCCCCUCACACCAGGGCUCAGCGUCGUCUCCUCCCCAGCAGCAGGCGAUGGGUAUCAAGCAACAGCAGUCCUCGUUCCUUGACGACGGGCCCCCGGGUUCGGACAUGCACCCGGGCUCCCAGGGUUCCCCGACGCCACAGCACGGUCUUCAGCACCCGCACCCUCAGGGGACCCCGACCCCGUUGCUGCCCGCCUCCUCACCCAUGAGUCAGCAAGGCAACGUCCUGUCCUGGUCAGACUUGGGCACGGGACCCACCUCAGGGCACGGCCACGCCCACGGCCAGCAUCACAACCACCAACAGAUCGGCAACGCCUACAUGUCACACUACUCAUCCUGGUACAGCCAAAACGGAAUACCACACCAGCAGUCAUUACUCACAUAGACCAAGAGCCAGGGGGCGCCCUUGUCGCUCUGGACAUUCAGAAACUACUUAUACUAUCUACCAAAUGCUACUAGGCGGACUUAUCAACAUAUUCCCAAAACAUCCACCUCAAUUUAAAGAAAAAACAAAAUCAACUACUUCAAACAACGCAAUAUACUAUCUAACAGAGAUAGACGUCUCGGACGGAGGACUCUUUUUCUGGAUGUACAAUUUGUUUAACGCCACAUCGUCUUAUGGACAUUAUGAAUUUACAGAUUUUUUUUUUUGAUUUUUUUUUUGCAUGACAUUAGCUUGUUACGUAGUGUUAAGUGACAUUACAUUAAAAAGUCUUGUCAGAGUUAAACAGGAAAAUAAUGUAAAUCUUAAUUCAAUGGCCAUCAUCAUUAACGUUGAUUUAUGUGCUUACAUUCGUAAACAGCCAAAUACAUCAGUGAUUUUAAAGGCCUGCUUAAUAAUGCCUAGUACAAAGAUAUAUUCUGUUAACCAUUUGUUACCAGAUAGAUAUAUACAUACAAAUAUGAAGGUUAGGUCGAUACAUGUACUUUUGUUUCGUCCAACUCUGCAGAAAGGCGUAAAACGCCAAAUGGGGUCUUUGAGUAUUAAUUGUAACUACUGACCACUAAGCACUUUAAUAAGAAGCACUUGAGUACUCUCGUUGUUUCCUACGACAUUUUAGGAAGUACUCAUCUCUGAAAAGUUUAAUCUCUCAAGAGAGCCGCUUUUUAAAUCGGAAAAACACAAAUUCUUGGAAAUCGGCAGACGGCUUAUUUCGUUGAACUCUUGCAAUGCGCAGUUCUUCAGCCGUCUGCUGCAUCGGGUGUUCUCUAAUGAAUGAAAUCAAAAAGAACAUCCUCGGUGAAUGCUGGAAAGCAGAAUGAAGCCAAGUCUGCGUAGAGCGGAGGUCGAAACCCACACCAGAUCUUACAGCUAAUACGCUGUGAUACACCCACAUUCAGUUCAAGCAUUUAGAUAUUCUUUCACAUGGGAUGGUACUGACAGGAUAAAGAUAAAAAUAUUUAACCAUCUUUACAGAGAGAUAAAAAAAAAUUGACUGUUUCUUGUAUUUCUUUGUUUCUUUGAGAUAACCCAAAGUGUGUACAGAUUUUCGUUUUGUGUAUUUUCAAAUUUGUUUCAGGUGUACAAACUGUACAUAACAUAGAACUCAUCGUCUCUGUUACACCACACAAGUGGACAUUUCGCCGUUUUAGGCCAAAAUAGGACAAAUCAAGGAAAAUUGAUUUUUUUUUGGGGGUCUGAAUAUAUUUCUUUGUUGUUUUCUGAAUGUACAACUCAUAUUGUCUCGACAUGCCAUAUGUCAUUAUGUCAAGACAUUUGUUUAUGUGUUUUUAAAAUUUUACAUAAUACAUAUUUAUUUAUUUUAAAAACGGAAAAUUUGACCAAAUCAGCGCAUCUGUUGCGGUAUAGCUACAAGUGAUUUAGUUCAUCAUUUAUAAUUUAUUUUUUUUUAAAGUGGUCACCACUACGACACUAAGGUCCCAAAAACAAAUUACUAGAAAGAUAAUUUGGAAUGUUUUUUUAUUUUGAAAGUCCUAAUUGAACAUUAGAGGUUUUGAUAAAAUCUUAAUUACAAACUGAUUCUGGACAAAAUCCAAAUUCUCGGCUCUACAUUCUCUCGAAGUCAUUUCUCAGGUUGAGAACUAGUCGCUUCACUGGGUUGGGGCUUUAUCUUUCUUGCGUCUCAUCAAAAACGAAUUAAAAAUUGAAGUGAAUUAAUAAAAAAGACAUAAUAAUAAUCAUCAUAAUACUGAAUCUAGAAGAGGUCAAACUUUAAUCAGUGUAAACUGGUAAAGGGACUACGAUGAAUUUGGUUUCCCUUUAACGAAACUCGACCCUGGCAGCGCCAGAGAAUGAAUACUCGUUCGUUUCUAAUAUAAUAAUAAUAACAAUAAUAAUAAAAAUAAUACUAAUAAUGGGCUCCACAGCCAAAUGAGAAAGUGUUCGGGAUAGACGUUCUACGACGGAAGGAGGCCAAUAUAUAAUAACAAUAAUAAUAAGGAUUAUGAAUCUAGAAGAGAUCAAACUUUAAUCAAUAAAGAUUUUAAAAUUUUGUAUAAAGUUUGGAAAUCACAUUUCCUCCAUAUAGAUUUUCAUCUGUGUCAACUGUCUCAAAAAAUACAAAGAUUUGAAUAAGCAACAAAAUAAAAAAUAAUAAAUGUAUGAACAAACAUCAUUUUAGACUUGAUCCUCUGCUAGACAGAUACUGACCUUGUGGUAUGGGCUCAUGUUUAACUUGAAGACAUACGCUCAACUAAUUCAUAUAAACGUAUUCAGAUCAUUGCAAACAUAUUUUAUAAAUACGUGGACAUUCAAGUUAUUGGAAAUAAAAACAUUUUAAGUAAAAGUGGAGCAAGGCUAGACCAGAACUUCACAUUAAUUUUAUUAUUUGACCUGGUUUAUAAAAAAAGAAGGCAGGGAGUAUUGCAAAGAUUAAGCAGCUCUGUUUCCGGAGUUUUAUAUUAAAGACAGACUCGCCACUUCUCUGAUUAGUUUUUAAUUGAUCAUGUUUUAAUGCUAAAUACUUAAAGAAAAAGGGUCUAGAAACUAGAAGAGAAAAACAUUUUCUAUAAAGCAAACUAGUUUACAAGAAAGGAUUUACAUUGUUCUCUAUUCAAUUAGAAGGCAAAAGUUUAUUAAGGCUAUAUUUUAAGAUCCACUGUAUUUUUCCCGGCUCACUCCCUUCCGAUCCCUACUAAUACAUGAAUAUAGAAACAGAAAGGUCUAGUAUCAAGAAAAAAUAAGUUCAAAUCUUUACAAAGAUUCGAACUCAGAACGUACAUGUCGGCACUGCCACUGAUAAUCAAAGACUGGUGUCUAUUAUGUAAUCACUUUUCGAUGAUUUCGUUUCGCUUGAAAGACUCGUCAUUAUUUUUUAAUGAAAGAAAAUGUCAUAUUAGUAGAGAUCUUAAAUACAGUAGUGUAAGAUAGAUGACUGCCUGGCCUAUUGGUGGCCAACCUUAUUCAUUCUGAGGGACGAUUAAACACCUGACAUGCGUGUCACGGCCCACAUGACCCCAAAAAAUAGUCAAGUUAAAUGGAACAUAGAAUCUGUAGUUUUGAAAUGCACUGCGGACAGACAUUUUAAGAGGCGCGGAUCGCACUUGGUCAUGGGUCGGAUGUAGCCCGCGGGUCGCGAUUUGCGAAUCAGUGGCCAAGCCAAUCAAUGACAUAGACUUAGGUUUUGCGACAAUGAUAAGUAUUUUUUGUUUACAAUACAGUCUAUUCUCAAUCGUGUACUGACGCUUGAAUCUCCAGCGCGCAACAGUCUUGUGAUGCCUGUUUUUAUUGUCCUUCAUCAUAACAUUGAUGUCCUUCAGAAAUACAUUGAUGUCCUUCAGAAUAACAUUGAUGUCCUUUCAGCAUACCAUAACAUGUAAACGAAGAGAAGUUGCUAACGUUUUUCUAUUAUUCUAUAAAUAUUUAUUACUCUAUAAAUAUUUAUUAUUAUAUCAUAAAGAAUCUUUGUAGAUAUCAUUUAUUUGUUUUUGUUUUUGUUUUUGUUCACAUUUGUUAACAUAACCAAAUUUCAGAUAUUAUAUUGUCAUUGUAUUAUUGUUAUUUUUGUUUCCAAAUGUUUGUAUUGAAUAGCUAGGAGCGCAUGGCGUAGAAUGGGCGGUGAAGCGCAAGAAUUUGAGUCCCAAAAUAUUUUCUUCUUCGCCAACUUUUUACAGAUUUGUUUUUUUGACUAUUUCAUUCGGUUGUUAACACAUCUGUCUGUAAAGCUGUGUGUACAGCCACAGCUGUCAUUUGUGAAAAUCUUGGGGUUGGUUCUGUGAGAGAGUAUGCGACUUUGAAUAGAAUGACAUAGAAUGUAUAUAGACAUUUAUGGACAUUUGUCAACAUAAUAGACAUGACUAGCCUAAGCGUAAUAAUGAAAUCUACACUUUGUGGUGAAAUGAAUCAGAAAUAUUUGAGUCUCUUACUAUUGUCGCUAUUAGUGUUACACAUUAACUGGGUAGUCUACAAGUGACUUAAACAUGUUAAUCUUUACACACAAAAAAAGAUAUAUUGAUCAAUUUUUAUAUUGAUUUUUUAGUUUAUUGAUUAAAUGAGUGAUAGGUUAUAUUAUCCGCUUUGUGAUCUGAUUUCGUGCUCUCUGCAUCGAAUUCACAUUUUUAGGGCACAACCAUUUGGCCUAACACAUCCCCCCUCCUUGUUUGUGGCGCCCUCUCCCCCACAGACGCAGAUCUGGCGCCCUUGCUUCGAAACAAAGCCCACUUCUACUGAACGUCGUUAGAUUUACUCUGACACGAUCAUUUGUUUCUUUAACAGGUUUAAUUACUGCAUUUUUAUUUUUUAAUUUUCUUUGGGACAUUUCAGUUUCAGAAAACAAACACCUGUACACAUUAUAUUUAGAUGCCAUAGCUCCUUACCUAUUUUUGUAAAUGACGGUGGGACAGUUAAGUCUCUGCCUGCCAGUUAUCAUUUAGUGUGGCUGUACCAUAUUUUGUCAAUAUUAAACAAAGAAGGGAAAGGGAGGUAAUCAUCAGACUUGAGCGCCUGUGACGUAAAGAUGGAUACAUGUUGUCUACAUUUGAUUCACUUCUCUCUUAUGUUGUAUUCAUUUCUGUUUUGUUUCUCCAGCACAGAUGUCUGUUACAUUUUUUUUUUAUUUGAUGGUGAAAGCAAACGUUGCAAUAAAUAAAGAAAAUGUAAAUUUUAUCUUCAGAAAA